Loxodonta africana (African savanna elephant) is the source of this 2645-nucleotide messenger RNA. RefSeq names its product chromosome 9 C9orf50 homolog (gene C9H9orf50). The record is from RefSeq and is a predicted model, not a curated record. The coding region runs from base 1 to 1800 and encodes 599 amino acids. The transcript is spliced from 9 exons. NCBI's taxonomy places the organism in Eukaryota, Metazoa, Chordata, Mammalia, Proboscidea, Elephantidae.
AUGCUCCAGCAUCACCUCAAGACUGGGGCCCAGGAGGUGGGGCCUAAGGGGUUUCCCAGUGAUGGAGAUCUCCGAACGAGGAGAGACCCGCUGCUGCCCUGGCUGACCCUGCCCGAGCUCCGAGCAGCCCCUCUGCAGGCUGGCGCGAGGGGCUCAGUGGGCCCAGGGGGCCCCGAGGUCGGCGCCCCGUGGUGGCAGGUCCCUAGGUGUGGGCUCCCGGACAUACUGGUGCACCACGCUACAGAUCCUGGGGUGAACGUUGGGAGCCCCGCGCCACGCUUGCCCGCCCUGCCCACAGUGGUCCAGCGGGUGGCGCAGAAGCCGGCUGUGCUGGGUUCCCAGCUGCUGCCGCCCCUGCUCUCAGCCAGCGCGCCCCGGGGGCUACCGGUGUCCCGGCGUCCAACGCCUGGAGAGGAGGACCACCGGAGGGGCUUGGCCAGGGAGGCCCCGAACCCCCUGGGGGCCUUACUACGAGAGUUCCUCCCCAACAGGUUCCGUGAGUUCCUGUGCCGUCUCAAAUCCAAGAGCGCAUCCUCAGCAUCGCAACAUCAAGUGGGUGUGUCAAAGCGCUGCCGCGAUUCUCAGUGUCCCAAGGUCUCAUUCCUCCCAGACCUGCGGGGCCAGCCAUCGUUCUUCCAGGAGCUGCCUGUGUCCACAGACAGUCUUAAGAUUUUGCGCCAUCAGACACCUGACCUGGGGUCCCUGAGGAGUGAUUGCUCACAAUUCACCACGGUCAGGAAGACCAAACACAGGCUCCACAGUGCACAGUCCUCCAAGCUCAAGGCUGUGCUCACUCACAGCUCCUCGGGGGAAAGACUGGGGCCCCGCAAGCGGUGUUGCCCUUUCCGGGUGCGAUUCGCUGACGAGACCCUCCGGGACACAGCACUCCGCUACUGGGAGCGCAGUUGUGCAUAUGUCAGGAUGACCUUCAUUGAGGGUCUGCGGUCCAGGAGAGAGGUCCCAAGGGAGGUAGCACCACCUGGCUGGGCAAAGAAGCUAAACUCCACCAGCUCUGAGCUGGAGCCGCCAGGUCCAGGCUCCCAGCAGAAGUUUGCCCUCUGCUCUCCAGGAACGGAUGUCAUAGUGUCCAUGACACCGCUUACAGGCCUGACCAGUGCCCUCUCUCCCACAGUCCAGCAGAACCUCCUCGAGAGCGAGACAGCCACUCAGCCCGUGGUGUCAGAGCAGGUGUUCAGGAGUGUCUCAAGAUGGCUGGAGAGUUUGCCCAGAGCCCUGUGCCCUGGGGCCAGGCAGGAGAAGGCCACGGCCAGCUCCUCGUGGAGCUGGGACUGCCCCAGCCUAUCCAGCCAGGAGCCACAGGGCAGUCUCUUUGACAAUGCCUCCAUGAGCAGCAGCCUGCCCCGCAUCAGCAGGGCAACUACUCAUAAGCAGCGGGGGCACCUCAGAACCCACCUGGACACUCACAACAUCCUGGAGCAAAUGGGCAAACUGCCCCGCUCGUGGAGCCAGAAGUUGGUGAGCACCUGCUGGUGGCCAGGCACCCAGAGACCCCUGUCUGGGCAGGGUGGCCGGGGCAUGGGUUCAAGCCUCCCUGGGUUCUCAGGUACCACGAACACUUGUAAUGACUUGGCCCUGGGUCCCUGCAUCCCUCUCAAAGUUCAGCCGUCAACAGGGUGGGCUCUGGAGCUCAGCUGUCUGGGUUCAGAUCCCACUUCUUACAGGCUGGGAGGCGAAUCCUUCCUGCCCAACUUGGUGCUGCAGUCAGUCCUGAAGCGAGGCCACCCUAAGGGUUACCAGCUCCUCCUGCCCUUGAAAACACGGCCUCGCACUCAGAGGUGAAUGCCCUCUGGAGCCCAAGCCCACGCCCACCAUGUCAGAGGAUGAGGAGAGGCCUCCCCUGCCCCGCAAAUAAACGCACACCCUAGGCGGCUGGAACCCGCUGCCAGGUCUCACGGUAGGAGCCGUUCCAAGUGCCUAAUUGCUGGAGUCCAGGGUCCCUGGGCCAGGGGGACUCACAGCUGGGACAAGGCUGAGGGGAGGGGGCAAGUCACUCCUCAAGGCUCAGGGCUUGACCCAAGUGACCCCCUCUUCUGGAAAGUGAGAGACCCUGCCCUGUACCUUGAACCUGGACCCAAAUUUCUGUAGGCCUAGGUCUGUCCAUAUGUGUGGCAGGCACCAGUCGUGACCAGGAGCCUGGGGAUGGAGACUCCCAGCCUCCAUCUUUGACCCCUGUGGAGUGAGGGCACCCCGACUCCAGAUAAGGGCAGAGGCCUGGGUGUGGAUUAACGUUUGCCUUCUGUGUUCCCCAACUGGGUUCACACCAUCUGGUCCCCGGAGGGCAAGCAUCUGGGUGGGCCAGUGCCAGAUGUUUCUCUCCUUGUUCUGUGUGGGUGGGAGGGGUAGUGUUCAAAGCCACAUCAGGAGGUGGUGGAGGACCAGGUGGCAGGCACUGCUAGAAUUUCCUCUGACCCCUGCCCUCACCCAGUAUCCCCAGUGCCACCCCCAUAACCCUCUGCAAGGUUUGGCCCUCCCACACCAGAGUUCCAACCCCCUGGACAUAGUUUGAAGAAACCCUGGUGGUGCAGUGGUUAAGCGUUCGGCUGCUAACAGAAAGAUCGGCGGCUUGAACACCAGCCUCCCCAAAAGAGAAAGAUGUGGCAGUUUUUGUCCAUAAAGAUUAUACA